Fraxinus pennsylvanica is the source of this 2916-nucleotide messenger RNA. NCBI's taxonomy places the organism in Eukaryota, Viridiplantae, Streptophyta, Magnoliopsida, Lamiales, Oleaceae. The record is from the annotation of a GenBank genome assembly.
AUGCCAAAUCGAGAUCCCUGCUCUUUAACUGCGACAGAUUCACGGUGUUCGACUUUAAUGGAAACCUUGUAUUGCGUCGACAAUUACAUCGUCGGCAACAAAGGAGAGAUUGUUCUCAAGGACGCCUCCGGCAAUUCUCUUUUCACCAUCUGCCGCAAGAAGCAUUGCUCAUCUCGGUGGUCACUUCUGUGGUUUGUGAAAAUAGAAUUGGCGCGACUUAAUCUGUAUCUGGAUAUGGGGAUGGAGAAACAAGGUUCCAGAAGUGGAAGUGGCUUCUUCCAGAUGUUUGAUUGGAAUGCAAAAUCUCGAAAGAAAUUGUUUUCUAGCAAAUCUAAUUUACCAGAGCAGUCGAAACAGAAAAAGAUAUGUGACAGAAGUUUGCCAAUGACGCAGCUUCAUGUGUUCGAUGAGGAUGAAAUGAUAGCUGGAUCAAGUAUUAGAGGAAGCAGUGAUUAUAGCCGUGCUUCAUCCGUUACUGAUGAAGAUUUUUGUGGAACUAAGGCUCCUGGGGUUGUAGCAAGGCUUAUGGGAUUGGAUUCCAUGCCAACAUCCAAUUUUUCUGAGACCUACUCUUCCCCAUUUCACGACUCUCAGUCUCUCCGUGAUACUCAUUACCAUGUGAAAAAUCUUGAAUGUUCUCGAGAUAGUCAAAUUGUGCAUUUGGGCAGACACAAGGAGCUGGCUUCUGUUAGGAAUUUAAUGGUGCAAAACCAGAAGCCAAUAAACAGACCAGUGGAGAAGUUUCAAACUGAAAUAUUGCCUCCUAAGUCGGCUAAGUCCAUCCCAAUUACCCAUCACAAACUUUUAUCUCCGAUCAAAAGUGCCAAUUUGAUCCCGCCUAAGGAUGCUGCUUACAUUAUGGAAGCAGCUGCAAGAAUUAUCGAGCCGGGACCUCAAGCUAACAGAAAAGCAAAAUUUCCUCAGGUGGGGUCUUCAUCGGCUCCCUUGCGAGUAAAGAAUUUGAAAGAGAAGGUUCAAUCGUCUCAGAUUUCAUUAAAAUCGUCUUUGGCUUCUCAAAAGCCAGGUGAAACUGAUUUUGCUAAGUAUUUUAAGGCACAAUCUAUGGAUGCAACAUCAAUCGAUGUCUUUGAACAUUCUGAAGAAUGUUCGACUGACAUUAAAAAUAAAGGAAAAUCCAUAUCACUUGCACUACAAGCAAAGGCCAAUGUUCAGAAACGAGAAGGCUUAAAUUCGGGCAGCAGCAGAAGUUUGGUCCAUAGAGAACAUAGUGUGUUCAAUUCAAACCAGUUGUUCAAAAGCCAACAAAAUACGCAGAAAAUUACACAUAAGAAACCGUCUACACGUAGUGGUUCGAGUGUGCUCCGACAGAACAAUCAGAAGCAGAAUUGUGUAAAUGCUGAAAGAGGAAAAUUACACUCAAAAUCCUUUGCUUCCAACUUACAAGAUGGGAAAGCGCUUAGUGUAGAUUCCAUUUCUGUAAGGCACAGGAACUGUAGUAAAACCUCUAGGAACUCGAAGUUCGGCACCAGGAGAUCCGGUUCGGAUACAAGAGAUGAUAAAAGGGAAGUAUCAUAUUCUAGUUCAGAAAGAGUCUCUCGUAAGAAACGAUCCGUAGAUGGGAAUUAUCAAUAUGAGAAAAACCAGGCAGCUAAUAACGCACUGAUGGAUAAAAAUCAGAAACUGAUUCAGUCCAAUGCUUUAAUGGAUCAGCAAAAUAGAUGGGAUCAAGAUACCAAAAUUAAUGGAACCGAUGUUGUUUCUUUUACGUUCACUACUCCUAUGAAAGGGCCAGGCUGUGAGAGGACCAGAGAGACUCGGGAACAAUGUAAUGACUUUUCUGAGAAUUAUCGAACUAAACGGAUGCUGUUGAGCUCGGAUUGUAUGAAUAAUUUGACUUUCCCUGGAAAUAAUGUGAAUGGAGGUGACACAUUGAGCACUCUCUUGGAGCAAAAGUUCAAAGAAUUGACUUGUGGAGUAGAGUUUUCUGAACACAAAGUAGCGACAGUUAGUAGUUCUGCAUCAAUUUUUCAAGACCCGAUACCUGGUCUGAAUUCCUUAAGAACCUUUAAAGUUUUACAUGACAACAGGACCAAAGAUGGGAUUCACAUGGAUGGUGUGAUUGGCCUAGGUGGGUCGAGAUUUUCUUCAAUGAAUGAAUGUGGCAACAGGACUGAAACCAAAAUGUUGCUGGAUUGCCGGCUCCCAAGUCCAGUUUCAGUUCUUGAUCAUUCUUCCUUCACUGAAAGUUUCGCUUCUUCGGACACUGCAGAAAGUAGUACAGUAGGUGGCAAGCAGUAUACAUCUUUUCAAGCUCAAGAAGUGUUUGGUAUGUAUUCUUUGAAGAAGUUACAAUCACUCGAACUUGAUGCUGAGUUAUCAGACUCGGCUUCUUCGAUUUCUGCUGGAACUCGGGCAAUAAAACACGUGACUACUACUACAUUUGCCAUUGAUUCUGGGAAUUCAACAGGGUGGGAACUAGAAUAUGUGAAGGAAAUACUAUGCAACAUAGAGCUGAUGUUUAAGGAUUAUGCGUUGGGAAGGUCUCGUGAGGUCAUAAACCCUCAUUAUUUCUAUCAAUUAGAGAGUCGAAAAUCGUGUUUCAAUGGUCAUGGACUUGAAGCAAAAAUAAGCAGAAAGGCUUGGUUUGAUUGUGUGACCGAAUGCUUGGACUCGAGAUGCAGACGCUAUGUAAAUGGGGGAUGUAAAAUAUGGACAGAAGGUCUCUCAGUUGUUAGAAGAAAGGAUAGGUUAGCUGAAGAAGUGUAUAAUGAAAUUUCGAGUUGGAGUUGCAUGAAAGAUUCUAUGGUAGAUGAACUUGUUGAUGAGGACAUGAGUGGUAAACAAAAAAGAUGGCUCGACUUUGAUAUCGAAGCAUUUGAACUAGGAAUUUUGAUCGAGGAUCGGAUUCUUACUUCAUUAUUAGAUGAAUUGGUUGAUGACAUUUUGAUAUUGUAA